AAAUUGUUCAGGAAACAAGGGAGACAUUAAACUUUCGUUGCAGUAAUUAAGCUGAAAGUAUGUAUGCAGAGAGUCGCCGGCGCAGCAUCAGGCUGUAGCCGGCGGCGGGAGGCGAGACCGCAUUCCGCGCCGAACCUCCGCGCGCGACGCCCGUGUCGCGACGCUCGCAGUACCGCGCGCGAACGAUCGAUACUCUGGUAUACACGCUGUGCUUGUGACGUUACUCUUGAUUUCUGUGCAAUGUGUUAUGGAGCUUAUUUAUGUGUGAUUGGCCCUCUGAGGGUUCUGUAAUCAGUGUUCACUUAUUUUGGAAGUAAACUACCAGGGUCAUGUUGAAGCACGUGGCGGUGUCGCCGCACCGCGCGCGCGCCGACUCCGUGAGCCUGGCGUCGUCCGCCUCGUGCUGCAGCCUCGGCAGUCUCGAGCACCGCCACGACUCCGUCACCGAUCUGUCGCACAGAACGACGACGAUAAAAGUGUACGCGCGUUGCCUCCGACCGGACAUCGAGUACAAGACGCUGUCGGUGACAUGGGGCACCCGCGCUCAGGAGGUGGUGGCGACGCUGCUGGGGAAGUUCCGCAUGCGGCACCGCGACCCGAGGCUGUUCUACCUCAGCAUGGAGGUGCGCGUCAGGGCCGCGGGGCUCCGGACCACGCUCGUCCUGGAUGAUGAUGCCAGGCCUGCCGCGCUGCAGGCGUGCCAUCCCAAAGGAUAUUCAAAGUUUUCCCUGCAGAUGCUCCCAGGCGGCUUGAUAAAGAUCUACGACUCUGCGCUGAUGUCCUCGUCGCAGUACAAGUGCCUGCUGACGAGCGAGAGGACCACCGCGGACGAGGUGCUGGCCAUCCUGCUGCACUGCUACGACUCCACUGAGGGUGUCGAGAGGUUCUCGCUCUAUGAGGUGAGUCCAUCUCAGGAGUACGAGCGAAAGUUACACCCCGACGACCUCCCGCUGAUGGUGCAGCGCUCGUGGGCGUCGGACAGCGACUGCCACUUCCGCGUGCGCCGCAACCCGCGCGCGCCGCCCCUGCCGCCGCGCGCGCUGCCGCCGCCGGAGCGCGUGGCGGUGGACGACGACGAGCCCGAGCGAGCUCUCUCGGCCCUCUCGCUGGAAGCCGAAGGCGAGAAGAGAAGAUACAGCCCCGUCUACAAGUUCCCCAGCAUCAGCUACUGUAGGGAAACCAAAAAUGACUACCUAUACAUCUGACUAGCCGUGAACUUAGCCAGGUUCAGACGAUUACGGCGCCGCGCCAGAGGCAUCAAGCGCCCAGAAGGAAUAGUGAGAAAGCGACUCUUGUGAAGUGUACAUACAGUUCAGUUUCGUGUAAAGUGUAAAUAAUGGAUUAUGGAUUGUCGAGGUAUUUUGGUGUAAGCUAAGAACCCAGUCUGAUGAAAUGAAUUGUUGUUAAGUUUUGGUAUCCAAAAUGUAACCAGAAGAACCGAAAUGUGUUCACAGAAUUACACAUUAGGUUGAAUAGACUACAGCUUUUGGAGACAAGUUUUGAUAAACGAUUGAUGUUGGAAUAUGAAUCUCCUUUCAUUUGAAUCAGGGUUCUCAGUGAGUGUGAAACCAAAGAGUUGUUGCAAUAUGCUUGUAAUUAACGUAAUGAGGCAGUUAGUUAAGUCACAGGAGGACCUAGAACGUUCUCAGUAUUCAGGUGUGGGGGGAGCGGAGACAGCUGGUGGGGUUGUAAUACGUUGCGAAAAGUCACAGAUCAUGUAAAUUCCAGAGUGUCAUACCGUUCAUUAGACAUUACUGAAGCAAUUAUUAACAAAUCUAAUAUUUUGGGAUAUUGGGUAAACGAGUUUUUACUUAGUUUUGCUACCAUGUGAAAAUCUCGUGGGUUAUAGCUGAAUAUGAGCUAGACGAUCAGAGUUGUGUAUAGAUAUAGAAGAUAUGACCUAGUUAAUACUGUAGAUAGCAGGUUUGUACUGUUUUUGAAAUAGAACAAUAAUCUGAAAUGUAUGUUUAAAAUUUAAGGUAGCUUUUUCUACCAAACAAUAACUUCCUUCCAAUGUAUCGUCACAAUAAUAAAAUGUAAUUUGCAUGUAAGGUAAAAACUCUAUUUUUCUACUCAAUGUAUUUUUAUGAUUACAUUUCACCGCUAAUGGUAAUGGCAGCACUUUCGCAACGCAGUAAUCGCAAUGAAAUAGUAAGGUAACAUUUGAAUAAUCAUUACAAAGUUUGCUGAUACUCGGAUGUUCUAUGACAGUAUAUUGGAAGGUAUCAUCUCAAUGUAAACGAUGCAACUAUUAAAAUGUAAUGAGAAUGUAUAUAAUUAUUGUAUUAUUUAGCUAGUAGACACCAAAGAGGCACGCGAGCGAUAAUAUUAUGAAAAAGAAUUUGAUAUAUUUAACAACUGUUACGCAAUUUAAUGUUUAAUUUAUUUAUGAUGGCGGUAUCACAUGGCGGCCAUCUUGUCAUGUUAAACGUCAUCGAAUUUAUUUCAAACAACUGUAAUAAAAUGCGAUAUGUUUUUGAAAAUUGAAAA
This is a messenger RNA of Trichoplusia ni (cabbage looper), 2490 nucleotides long. RefSeq lists its product as uncharacterized. The coding region runs from base 330 to 1205 and encodes 291 amino acids. The record is from RefSeq and is a predicted model, not a curated record. Gene Ontology annotation, biological process: positive regulation of epidermal growth factor receptor signaling pathway; signal transduction; positive regulation of fibroblast growth factor receptor signaling pathway. Lineage: Eukaryota; Metazoa; Arthropoda; Insecta; Lepidoptera; Noctuidae. The transcript has 5 exons.